AUGUGUUCCAGAAGUGAGUUAAUAUUGGAAUUAGCUGAGAAAGCGUAUAAAAACCCUGAAACGGAUAUUUCUUAUCGUUCUUUUGAAGGUAAACAUAUUGCUGAAAGUAUUGUAGAAGAAAGCAAAUACAAAAAGGCGAAUGAGGAUCCUGGUGACCACGAGACUGAUAUUAAUCCUGAAUGUUUUACAGUAAGCUUAGAAGAGAAUGAAGCCAAUAGGAAUAAAAAUGAAAUAAUUGAGAAUGAAAGCGAUGAGGAACCAUUUCAUGCAGACUCUGAUACUGACCCAGAUUACAUUCCGACAGUAAGCUUAGAAGAGAAUGAAGCCAAUAGGAAUGAAAAUGAAAUAAUUGAGAAUGAAAGCGAUGAGGAACCAUUUCAUGCAGACUCUGAUACUGACCCAGAUUACAUUCCGACAGAAGACAAAAACAUCCCUGAAGUAAUAAUUGAACCUAAUAAGAAUAUAACUGAAGCAACCACAAAUAGAAAGAGAAAAAGCAGAGGCAAUAUAGAGAGAGUAAGUAGGAAAAGAAUUAGAGACGUUAGUGAGUGGGCGGAUGAAAAAUCUAAAACAAGUCUAAACCUGGGACUUGAACAUGAAAAUCGAAAAGGUAUUCAAAUUAAAGGAAGACAGAUGGGUGCACCAUGCGCAAACACAUGUAGACUAAAAUGUGCUACCAAAAUAGCUAAAGAAGAUAGAGACCUUUGUUUCAAUGAAUUUUGGAAGUUAAAAGAUCAUACGAGAAAGUGGGAUUUUAUUGCUCGUCAUGUGAGACAGGUUGCCAAAAAAUAA
Messenger RNA from Diabrotica virgifera virgifera (western corn rootworm), 792 nucleotides. RefSeq lists its product as uncharacterized. NCBI's taxonomy places the organism in Eukaryota, Metazoa, Arthropoda, Insecta, Coleoptera, Chrysomelidae. The transcript has 4 exons. The coding region runs from base 1 to 792 and encodes 263 amino acids. The record is from RefSeq and is a predicted model, not a curated record.